GCUGUGGGCUCGUUAUAUCGGAAAUUCGACAAUAGAAAAUUAGAAAACAUUUGCAUCUUUCUGUCUGGCAGAGUGGCAGUGCUAUCGUAUCAGAAAAAAAAUCUUUAUUGCCUAUGUUUUGGUAAUGUCAUUCGUGAAUGCAGUAUUGCAGUUUGCAAUAAUACCAUCGUGAUUUUUAUCGUAAAAUAAAUAUCGUAGGUAGCUAAACUAAUGAGUACAGGUGAAUGCUAUUAAAUGAUAAUUCCUGAAAAUAAAUUGUGAAGUAAUCGAUUGUUCAUAAAACAUUAUAUAUACGAUAACAUCUGGCUCGGGCUCCGUGAUCAUCUUCGAUCGGCUACCCUGGAACCAUCUUGACUUGAGCUACCUACAUAAUCAAAGCUGUGGUGCACCUUGUAUUUCAAGAAUUGUCAAGUCAAAAGACGAAGAAUGAAGAAUUAGAAGAGAGAAGAAAACUAGUGAUAAGUGAUUCAGUUUAUGACCGUUUGAUGGUCAUAAACAAAGUGUAGUGCAUCAAGAUGGAUUUACCGGACUGCCCUCCAGGGGCAGAAGGAUAUGAAGAUACUGUUGUUGAAAUACCUCGGAAGCCAGAUGAUGCUACAUGUACCAAGGCCGAACAGGAGUUUCAGGAUCACAUCGCGAGCUUGAAGAUUCAUGUGGACGAUGGCACCACGCGGUGUAUGGUGGAGCGCCGAGGGCGAGAUAUAUCCGGCAAGUGGAUAUAUGUCUGCUACCCGUGUGCGGCUGUCUGCAGCGGCGAGGGCGUUCUGCAGACACAUAUAUCGGGCAAGAAACACAAGAGCAAGCUAGGUCUGAAGAACCCGUGGCCUGCCAGCAUAUUUACGCAACACCCAUACAUACUCAAUGAAAAGAGCGAAACUUCCUCUCAUAAUAAAACUGAUAGUGUCUCAGUAGCCGUGCUGAAGAAAAUGGCGGACGAGGUGGACCUGUUCAACAAGAAGCCAUCAGAGCUUAACCUCAAGUACAAUAAAUACCGCGACGCCACCUGCCAUCUGCAGGAUAUCUUGGACGACGUCAAGACUCCGCUCCUGGCCUUGGAAUACCUGAUCGAACACCCCCCCGAAGAGCCGCACCACGAGCCGACAUACGUGUGCACUCUGUGUUUGAAACAAGGCCACCCGCGCACCAUCAUCAACCAUCUCACAUGUUUCUGGCAUCGCUACAAUUACGUUAUGCGUCACUUUCCGAAGGCGUGUGCGCUACUGGCACCGUACCGGUCGCAGUCGAAGUACCGCGAAGGCGUCACCAUCAUCAUGAAAAGAUUAGUGCAGCGCAUUGAAGACAAGUAUGGCCGCCUUAGACCUGUGAACAUCGACAAGGAUGUGUACGACAGGGAAAAGGAUCAAAUUCACCAGUGGCUGGCCAGUAGCUACCACUUCAACGAAAAGCCAGGCGCCACUUUUGAGGAAGUCGUGGACAUUGACCUCAUUAAUUCUUUGUCCAAUGAUGCUGAAGCAAAUUCAUACAACAGAGGCGGGAACAAAAGAGACUUUGAAGCCAGAAAAAAGGAUCCCUCCCCGCCCGUCGUGGCAGCUCCUACUAAACCUCGCUUGGGGUCGCGUCCGCGGCGGCAGUCGGCGGAUUCGCUGUCGGACAUCAGUCUGGAGGAGCACGGCGACGACCGGCGACCGCAUCACUCCAACAGAGGCCACGGUUCGUCGCAACGCUAUGAGCCGUACUCGAAGUCGAAUGGCCCCAAUUCGAACGUGUACCGCUCGUGGUACGACAGGAAGAAGAAUCCAGACGUGCGCACGGAUAAGGAGAUCCAGAGGGAGAUAGAAAAACGUAACUACAAAUUGAAACUCACAUUGGAGCUGCGUGAAAAGUUCGAGGUGUCAUCUAAAAAGAUGUUGAUGUAUCACGAGAAAAACCCGGAGAAACAUCCGCUGUACCCUGAGGAGUGGAAGAAAUUCUGGAACCGACGCUACAAGGAAAUACAGGCUGAGGGGAAAGACCCUUCAAAGCACGACUUCAAGCCGGAGUGGAUAACUUUCUGGACGGCUCGCAUGAAGGAACUACAUGACGAGGAGCUGAAGAUCCACGUACAUGAGUUGUACAGGAAGAUGUGUCUGACGCCGCCCGACAUGACGAAGAGUGACGAGAAGGUUCCAGAAAGAAGGCCCUCCCCACGUAGGAAGAGUCAGGAACCGCGCUGGUCUCCAGGAAGUAGGAGGCGCUCCCCUGAACCCAGGCGCCUCGAGCCCCGGAGAAGGUCACCCGACCCCCGCAGGAGAUCCCCCGACCCCCGCAGGAGAUCCCCCGACCCCCGCAGAAGAUCUCCAGACAGCCGCAAAGGGUCCCAGGGCCCCCGCAGACCAGACCAUUACAGACCGGAGCCUCACAGACCGGCGCCUCACAGACCAGACCCCUACAGACUGGACAGGAGGUCCCCGGUCCCCCGACGUCGCUCGCCGGAGCGGAGGAGGUCGCCCGAGCCGCGACCGCACAGCAUUGAUUACCGACGUGAUCUUAGAUCUCCGUCGAGGCCCUCGUCGCGGCGCUCCUCCGAGCGGCACCACGAACUGAUGAGGACCGACAAAACUCGCUCGCGCAGCCCCGUGCGACCCCGCCGCAGCCCCGCGCGCACGCACAUAUCGCUGGAGAGCGCGCGCAGCAGCCGCAGCCCACUGUCGAUCCGCGCGGGCGCGCAGCUCCGCAACCGCAGCCCCGCGCCCGCCGCCACGCCGCCCAGUCUGCAGACUGUGCUCGUGUCUGACGACGACCUCAAGCCCGAGGACGACUUGUCCCCGUGGAACUCCGAGCGGUCGCUGGAGUCGCUGGGGUCGCUGCCGGACGCGCGCUCGCCGCCGCGCUCGCGCGCCGCCAGCGAAGCCUCGCGCCGCACGAUAUACUCGCGCUCCUGCCAUCCGCAGGACCUAGGCCCUCCGGAAAACAUUGUCGCUACGCUAAGGUUGCUCGUGGCAUUAGAAGACUAUCUGGGCAGCAUCGGACCCAAGAUUGUGGAUCUACUCACUGAGGCACUAAAGAUGGAGAAGGAGAAAGCGAACUCAUCGGAAGAGCUGCUGGUGCGCGACGCGGCGGUGGUGCUGAUAGAGACGGCGAAGGAGAAGCUGAAGGGCGCGGCGCAGGCGGGGCUGGUGGCGGCGGGCGCGGCGGCCGCAGUGCGCGGCGCCGUCGUGCGCGUCGCCGCCACGCUCCACGCCGCCGACACCAGGGCUACGCAGCUACAGAAGGAACAACAAGCAACGAAGAAGCCAACAGCGAUGCCCGUGGCGGGUGUCGGUGACGUCGAUCGCGCGCAGAUCGCCGAGCAAAUGGCCGCUGCGCUCAUAGCCCAGGGGAAAACGGACGUGUCUUCCGAAGAACUAGCCCAAUUGGUCGACGCCGUCAUCGGAAUGGCCGAAGCGAAGAAACGAGAGGCGGCCGAGAAAAGCCGCGUGGUCGAGCGAGUCGUGGAGAAACCUAAGCCAUCGCCGGGGGCGACGGGAACCGCCACCGCUUUGCAGAUGCUCCAGUCGGCUUAUGAUGAGAAUGAUAAGAGGAUCGAAACUGACACCACCCCGGACGCCAUGGACGGGCUCUCGGACUCGGACCUCGAGACGUUGCUGAAGAACUUCAACGAACUUUCAGCGGAGGAGCAGCACAGCCUCAUCGCGUACCUCAAGAAGUUGGAGGCGCGCUCGCCGCAGCGCGUGGAGCGCCUGCGCCAGUACGUGAGCGCCGCCGCCGCGCCCGCCCCCGCCCUCGCCCUCGCCCCCGCCCCCGCCCCCGCCGCGCCGCCGCAAGGCCCCGCCCACCCCAGACUAGUCACCAUUGAGAGCGACGAUGACGAUGACUAUACGGUGGAAGAGGUCUUUAAAUCGGCUACUGAAAAAGUCAAAGAGAAUCAAAUACGCCAAGAAAUGGAAAUCGUAAAGAAAUCGUUAGAAGAAUCUAAAGCAGCACCUGCUCCGAUAGUAGACGAAGAACCGAAACCAGCACCGGCGCCUAGCGUGCUGCCGACGAUAGAUCUCACGGGGAACAUGUCCUCGGCCACCGACCUCCUGGCUUUAGUUCAAGCUUCCAUACAAUCCACUGUUAAAGUAAUGCCGGCGUCUUCAGAUACUGUGGACGUUGUGGCCAGCACCACUCAACCCAGAUCCUUCGGCGAUCGAUCGGAAACUGCCAAUCAGCCACCGCGACAGCCGCUCGCGAACCCUUCCAUACCUCCCCAACAAUUCGGAAACCAAGGCCAACAGCGUCUGCCGCCGAAUUUUCAAAAUAGACCUAAUGAUUCUUACAAUAACGACCCAUGGUCUAAUCAGGGACAAGGUAAUCUUCAAGACAACAGGUCUUUUAUGCCAGGUAACAGAGGUCCCAUGCAGGAUAAUAGAGGUCCUCCCAUGAAUGACAACAGAGGGCUAAUGCAAGAUAACAGACCUAUGCAAGGAGGUAUACAGGAUAAUAGAGGUCCGAUGCAGGGAGAUCCAAUGCAGGGAGGUCCAAUGCAGGGAGGUCCAAUGCAGGGAGGUCCAAUGCAGGGAGGUCCAAUGCAGGGAGGUCCAAUGCAGGGAGGUCCAAUGCAGGGAGGUCCAAUGCAGGAAGGUCCAAUGCAGGGAGGUCCAAUGCAGGGAGGUCCAAUGCAGGAAGGUCCAAUGCAGGAUAACAGACACAUGCAAGGGGGUAUGCACGGAGGCCCCUUGCAAGGAGGUACGCAUGGAGGCCCUAUGCAAGGACAAAUGCAGGACAAUAGGGGCAUGAUGCAAGAUAAUAGACCACCAUACAUGCAAGGAAACAGACCUUUCAUGCAAGACAACAGAGGGCAAAAUAUGCAGAAUAGACAUCCGUUAAUUCCAGGGCUUCCUGUUAGGCCUCAAGGGAACUAUGGCUCAGAUCCUUACAACCAAGGGCCGAGAGGUAACUUCAUGAACGGAAGGAUGGACAACUAUGAUACGAGACCUAUGGAUAUGAACCAACAACAAAACAAUUUCAGAGGUAGAGGCAGAGGUCCCAGAGGCGGAGGGCGGGGUCGUGGUAGAGGAUAUUAUUAAAAUUUUAUUUCGUAACUGAUACGCAGUAUUGUAUCAAGGUUUUUUAGUAUUGCAAUAUCCAAGAUAUCUUUGUAAGUUGAUGAAAUAAAUGCUAUUGUGAUUAUACUA
Molecule: messenger RNA, 5117 nt
Organism: Plodia interpunctella (Indianmeal moth)
Lineage: Eukaryota; Metazoa; Arthropoda; Insecta; Lepidoptera; Pyralidae
Exons: 24
Coding region: 516-5009 (1497 amino acids)
Source: RefSeq, a predicted model, not a curated record